UCUGAGAACGAAAGCGGUGCGUGGCGUGGACGCGGUCGCCUCCACAUACACCACGCGGUGCGGCUGUUCGUCCAUCUGGUGCGUAGGCCCCGCCGCCCCCACCGCCAGGGGGCGCCCGCGGGACCCCGGCGGGAGCGCGCGCCACGUGGCCCGGAAACGCGCUGGGCGCUGGCGUCACGAGGCCCCGCGAGGUGGGCCGAGACCUGGGCUUGCAGAGACGCGCUGGGUAGCGCGGUCGGCCAGGGGAGGCCGGGCCCGAGUGGGGGCCGCGAGUGCGAGGCGGGAGGCGCGGGAGGCCGGAGUGGUGCGGGCGCAGGGUGCGGAGGUGCCGCCCUGCCCCCAGUCCCGGCAUGUUGCCCUGGUACCCCCGGCGGUGGAGCGUGGGCGAGGAGCAGGCGCCCGAGGAACAAGGCCUUUCGGCAGGCAGCGACCCUGGCGAGGCUUGGGACUCUGGAGAGGAAUCCCUGGGGGAGCUGGGAACACCCCCACAGGACAGUCCUCAGCCCAGGUCCCGAAGGCCUUCCUGGACCCAGCAAGAACAGCUGCUGUCAUGGCCUCCCCCAGGCUUGGCUGCCCAGCAACCCCCUGGAACCACAGUUCCUGUCUCCCCACAAAUGACCUGGGAGUUGGCUCCACCAAGGAUGACCCUGCUGGCACCAUGGGACCCCAACUAUGAGGCUAAAGCAGGACCUCGCCUAGUGUGGGGGCCCAGCUGUGCGUCUGGAGCCUCCUUCUCAGGCCGGACCUUGUGUCAUCCUUCAUUCUGGCCGCUGUACGAGGCAGCUUCAAGCAGGGUCCUCAGGCCUGGUCUAGCAGGACAUCAGAGUGGAGAGCAGGUGCCCAGGGAUGCAGGGCUCCCAGUGAUGUGCUGUGAAGAUGUCUUUCUUUCAGACCCACUGCUGCCUUGUGGGCAGCGUGUUCCCCUGUACCUGUCUGAGGCCCCUCACCAGGUCAUGGGCUGUCUGAAGCUGCUGCUCCCACCCCCGAUCAUGUCCCCCUGGGUCCUCCCCACUCCAUCCUCUGGCUGCUGCACCACCUGGCUCAGUGGGCCUGAGCUGAUAGCCCUCACCGGCCUCCUGCAGAUGAGCCAGGGAGAGCCGAGACCCAGCUCAUCCAAGGCUCCCACGCCCCCUGCUGGCCCCCUAGCCCCUAUCUCUGACCACCCAGGCGCCAGUGGUGGCCGGAGCUGUUCUCACUGCACUGACCCAUCUCUCCCAGGGGCCUCAGACACCCAUUGUCCAUAGCCUCUCUGGAGGCAGGAUGGGCCCCCUUACUUCCCUAGGCAGUUCUGUUGACAAUAAAAGUGUUGGUUUGCAAA
Molecule: messenger RNA, 1318 nt
Organism: Camelus dromedarius (Arabian camel)
Lineage: Eukaryota; Metazoa; Chordata; Mammalia; Artiodactyla; Camelidae
Gene: SAP25
Product: Sin3A associated protein 25
Exons: 6
Coding region: 351-1244 (297 amino acids)
Biological process (GO): regulation of DNA-templated transcription
Cellular component (GO): cytoplasm; nucleus
Source: RefSeq, a predicted model, not a curated record